Molecule: messenger RNA, 951 nt
Organism: Symbiodinium natans
Lineage: Eukaryota; Dinophyceae; Suessiales; Symbiodiniaceae
Source: the annotation of a GenBank genome assembly
AUGCGUGCGCUUCCCUACAACAUGACGCCUGCCGACGAGCGGCUUCCCUGCGCAGACAACCCGAGCUGGCGAGACCAGGACGGCGCCUCCUGCCGCAAGAUAAUGUGCAACCCGGGCGAGAACAUCACGGUCUACUGCCCGGCAUCCUGCAACGUGUGCUCGCCGGGUCUAGAGCGCUUUGUCGAGUGCUUGAAGGGCGGCUCGAACCUCUACGGCUGCCAGUCAGCCUCGAAGGUUGCAGUGUGGCAGGAGUGCACGAAGCCCUACGACAACGAGACCUGCUGGGGAUACGUCGAUCUCCCUGUUAAGUACAGCAUGGAGUACAGCUCCUCCAGCAUCCAAUGCUGCGUGGAAGUGACAUGGAAACUGUCAUUUCCAAACACGCGGCUGAUGACCCUACUGGGUGACGAUUACGACCUUGGCCUGACCGAUAUCCUGGGUCUUCUCAAGUGGGUUGCUGUCCUGGUCAUGACCUGGUCCAUUCAGGAGUCGCCCUUCCUGCUGCCUAGCCCUGCAUCCAGCGACUUUAUGAAAACCGUUUGGCUGGAUCUGCUCGACAGCCUCGUCAUGUUUUCCCGCUUCUUUCAGAGCGAUCUACUCUUGCUGCCGCAGUAUGGGGUACAAGCGAAUGGACACCCAUCACCUGAGGGGGAUUCGGAUGCGCUGAGGCAUUGGUUUGGAAUCACAUGGUGGAUUGCUUCACUGGGUUCGGUGCUCUCGCCGAUCGUCUACACCUGGUUCAGGUUCCAGGGGCCACCAGGCGGGAUCGUCAUAUCAGGCUGGAGAGAUGUCUUUUGCCUCCAUGGCCAUGGCCGAGGCACCGCGAGAGUCAGGCCAGCAAGGAGCAGGGGGGCACGCCUUUACUCACCAACGACGCGGUGCUUCAAGAGCUCGCUGAACGAGUACGGGUUCUUGACAGACACUGGGACCGCGCUUGGAAAUCGUGUUUGA